Molecule: messenger RNA, 2187 nt
Organism: Helianthus annuus (common sunflower)
Lineage: Eukaryota; Viridiplantae; Streptophyta; Magnoliopsida; Asterales; Asteraceae
Product: PKS-NRPS hybrid synthetase CHGG_01239
Exons: 5
Coding region: 1-2187 (728 amino acids)
Source: RefSeq, a predicted model, not a curated record
AUGGUAAUUUAUCUCAGAGAUAAAAGAUAUUACGGAUACGGGUAUGAAUCUCCGUACGUGCAACAAAGUGGAUACGGUGCUGAGAAUGCACCUGUUGAUGAACUAAAUUAUCCGGUGCAUCAAGUGUGUCCAGAUUACGGAUACGGGUAUGAAUCUCUGUACGUGCAACAAAGUGGAUACGGUGCUGAGAAUGCACCUGUUGAUGAACCAUAUUACCCGUCGCAGCCAUCGUAUCCGGGUUAUGGGGUAUACGGGGACGAAGGUGGAUACGGAAGUUACAGUGGAUACGGUGGUGAUGGUGGAUACGAGGGUGAAGGUGGUUACAGUGGAUAUGGGGGCUACGGUGGAUACGAUAGAUAUGGGGGUGACGGUGGUUACAGUGUAUACGACAGAUCUAGGGAUGAAGUUGGAUAUGGUUAUGAGUCCCGUAACACAUCACUUUAUGAACCAUCUACCCCGAGCAAUCCAUUUCAAGUAAAUGAGCGUUUCAUGUCUCUAACUGAUUUGAAGAAUUGGGUACAAGAAACGGGAAAGGAUAAUGGUUACGUAAUUGUUACCCGCCGAUCAAAAAAUAUUGGCGGUACUACUGGGAUGGUAUGGCUUGUGUGCGACCGUAGUGGUGAACACCGUAGUAAAGCAACAGUUAGGAAAGCUGGUAGCAAAAAAAUCGGCUGCCCGUUUUCAUUACUCGCCAUCCGGGACGUGACGAACGACACGUGGGAGUUAAAAGUGGACUGUGCGAACCAUAACCACGAACCUACGACGAGUCUGUUGGGCCACGCUUUUGUGCGAAGAUUCACUAAAGCCGAAUACAAGCUAGUGGAGCAGCUAACUGCUCAAAACAUGGAGCCACGUAUCAUAUUUCAAACCCUAAGAAAGCAGUUCCCCGACAGCCUGCACGUUCAGAAAGACGUGCAAAAUGCGGUACAAAAAAUUAGAGCGACAAUAAUGGACGGAAAGAAUCCUAUUCAGGCACUGGAAAGCCUGCUGCAUGACCGCCGAUUCAUUUACGACACCCGACAAGAUCCCAAAACAGAUGUCGUAACAGAGAUUUUCUUUGUUCAUCCUUAUUCAAUCACUAUGUGGCAUGCAUUCCCGCACGUGAUGUUGAUCGACGCGACCUACAAAACAAACCUCUACAACAUGCCAUUUGUCCAGGUUGUGGGUAUGACGUCGACUGGGAAGUCUUUUUGUAUCGCACAUGCCGUUAUUUGUAAAGAACGAAGGGGUAACUACGUGUGGGUGCUUGAGCGGAUCAAGUCAAUAUUGCAUGAAUGUAUGAUGCCGCGUGUGAUAGUCACGGAUAGGGAGCUUGCCCUGAUAAACGCGUGUUCUAAAGUAUUCCCGAACGCAAAAAGGCUUCUAUGCCACUUUCACAUCCAACAAAAUAUAGCUAGAAAGUGCAAGGAAGGGUUCGAUAAAGAAGAUUGGGGGAAAUUUAUGUCGUACUGGCGGACAUUGUGCGAAUCUUCAUCAGAGCCCAUGUACAAGUACAACUUGGAGAAAAUGUAUAACCGACUCGUGGUUGCCAACCGAGAAAGUGUCUAUGAUUACGUCUACGAAAACUGGCUCAAAGACUAUAAAGAAAUGUUCGUUUAUGCGUGGACCGAUAAGUGUCGCAACUUUGGUCAGCGCACCACCAACAGAGUUGAGAGCCAGCACGCAAAUUUAAAAAGAUACAUUACGCGCGGGAGUUCAUUGGAGCGAAUAGCAAGAUGCAUCAUUGAUAUAGUUGAAACUCAGUAUGAUGAAAUACAAAAAAGUUUCACUGAGAGCAUCGAAAAAACGAUGAACCACCAUAGACACCGAAUGUUGGACAACCUACGUGGAAAGGUUUCCCAUGAAGCACUUGAUUUGCUGGAAAAAGAGCUACUGAGGAAGAUGGAUGUGUUGCGGAAACUUAACGCAUCAUGUGGUUGCCAUAUGUGGCUUAGCAAAGGAUUGCCGUGUGCUUGUAGACUGGAAAACUACAACCGUACAGGGCGUAUAAUACAACUCGAUGAGAUAGAUGUAUUCUGGCGUAAGCUUGACUUGCUCCCUUGUAAACUGGUAGACGAGGAGGUCGAUAUUGUAGCAGAGCUCAAUAAUGUGCGGCAACAUUUAGAGGCGCAGUCCCCCGUUCAGCAAAAGAGUAUGCUUUCAAAGAUAAAAGCGGUUUUCACCCCGAAAUUAGACUCCACGUGCUAA